Molecule: messenger RNA, 3235 nt
Organism: Desarmillaria tabescens
Lineage: Eukaryota; Fungi; Basidiomycota; Agaricomycetes; Agaricales; Physalacriaceae
Exons: 9
Coding region: 103-2841 (912 amino acids)
Biological process (GO): protein deubiquitination
Cellular component (GO): cytosol; nucleus
Molecular function (GO): cysteine-type deubiquitinase activity
Source: RefSeq, a predicted model, not a curated record
CUGGAUCAUUUCUAACAUCAACGUCCAGACGACGACUGUCCAACGACGAGCAGCGUCGCGCUCGCGCCUCCCCCCGUUGGGUACAUAACUUUGCUACUUAGCAUGGCAAGAGCAAGAGCGAAAUGGAUUUUUGGUACUCAGCAAACCCCGUCCCAAAGAGACAGCUCGAAGCCCAUACCUAUUCCGACGACAUGCUCUGCCGAUGGCAAGAAAUUUGGCCUGGAGAACCAUUCUGUGGGAUACCACUUACGACAUCAUUGCAGUUAUGCCAACUCGGUAGUGCAGGCUCUGUACUUCUGCACUCCCUUCAGAGACCUUCUCUUGCAGUCAGAGGAGCAUUCCGUCGCCCAAGGAUCCCAGGACGCUCUCUCCGGAUCCCCGGCUCUUGUACCAGUUCGUCGACCCUCCGUGUCUGGCAGCGCAGACCACCCGAUCGCGAACGGAAUUCAUCCGCACGAAUCUCAUACCAUUCCUUCUUCUCCCCCUACCCUUUUCUCCGCACUCCGUUCGCUUUAUUUUUACAUCUCCACCAAUCCAUCCGACAGCGGUACCGCAACUGAUAUAUUUCGUUCUACUAUGCAUCAGGAUGCACACGAAUUUCUUAAUUAUCUCCUUAAUAAGAUCGUAGAGGAAAUAGAAGAGGAGAAGAAAUUGCAGAACGACGCUAUGGGUGAAGACUUGUCCAACUCGGUCGCCACCUUAUCAUCAAAAUCACCCCCUACAAUUAUAACCGCCACUACGAGCUCUAAUUCUGGUACAUCACCGCAAGAUGCAACUUUAGUUCAUAAGCUUUUCGAAGGUGUUUUGACUAGCGAAACCCGUUGCCUCACCUGCGAAACGGUUUCGGCCCGCGACGAGUCCUUUCUGGAUCUUUCAAUUGAUAUUGAGCAGAACUCCAGUGUCACUGCAUGUUUACGCCAAUUUAGCGCCAGCGAAAUGCUCUGUCAGAAGAACAAGUUUUUCUGCGACGCUUGUUGUGACCUGCAGGAGGCGGAGAAACGAAUGAAGAUCAAGAAACUACCCAAUGUCUUGGCUUUGCACUUGAAGCGGUUCAAGUAUCAAGAGGACCUGCAAAAGUACAUCAAGCUAGCCUAUCGGGUAGCUUUUCCCAUCGAACUUCGGCUGUUCAAUACUGUUGACGACACGGAGGACGCGGACCGACUGUACAACCUAUUUGGAAUUGUUGUACACAUUGGAACCGGCCCACAUCAUGGACACUACAUCUCCAUCAUCAAGACUGGCGGGUCAUGGCUUGUUUUUGAUGACGAUAAUGUCUACCCAUUACCCGAAGGCGAUAUCUCCAAGUACUUUGGGGAUUCCCCCGCUGGCUCCGCCUACGUACUCUAUUAUCAGGCUGCCGACAUCGAUUUGCCGGCCCUUGGACUACGUAACCCCUCACCAGCGCCGCCUGAGAUAUCCGAACAAGCGCUCUCUCCGACUGGACUUGCGGAAGAAGGUGACUCUUCAGACAUCAGCGAUCCGCCUUUUCCAAUUACGCCGUCGCAAUCCUCAUCACCUUCACUCCAUCCAACCGAUAAGAAAUCAUCUCGACAAACGCUUGAUGUCAAGAUUCCGGUAUUGGACGAAGCUUCGUCCCCACCCAACCCGUCCAUUGCAUCCUCUCCUGCGAUUACGCCCACUACCUCCAGUAAUACCCGGAGCAAGGGGUUCUUUACUAGACGCAGACCCUCAACGUCAGCGGGGGCCUUGCACGGGCCGGAUUUCCGCCAGUCUUCCGAGAGGUUCACUGCGCCUUCGUCGUUACUUUCUACGGCAAGCUCGGACGAGCCGAAUCACAAAGCGCCAACACCACCACCUUUACCAACAAGUCCGGAUCCUGGUGUGAACGUUCCUGAAAACGGACAUCAUGACCAUCCGCAUCCUCACCCCGAGCGUAAACCAAGUACAUGGUUUAAACGGAAGUCGUUUAGAUUGGGAGAUAAGUCGCGACCAGCCAGCCAGGCUGGACUGCCUCAAAUUCCUCAAUCUCCGACAGUUCCCUCGAGCUCAAAGGAAGAAGGUUCUUCACAGUGGUUCAAGACCUCAGGCCCCCCGUCGCCUCAAGAGAGGAGGCGGCGUCCAUCGGAACCUGGCAUGUUCGAUGCGUCCGCAUUUCAUAAUCUAAGUUCAACGUCACGUCCGAAGACUUCGGGUGGUAGCCUUAGUGUCAACGCUAACCACCAUCAUAGGCAUAUUCAUGAUUAUGAGAGUUCCUCGCCUGUGUCUCCAUCAUCUUCUCUAGGCUCAAACUCACAUCUUCUACCUCCUCUCCCUGCGACUCCAUCAUCCCAUGCGCCAUCCUCCUCUUCGCCUUCAUCUCCUUCGCGGAAGUCUCUGGAAAAACAUUCUUCGCCGACCAAGGCCCCUGAGCACAAGAAGUCGUUGUCAAGUUUGAUCCAUCAUAAGGACAAAGCACGAGAUCACUCCUCACUGCGCGCUUCGCCCCCUCCGCGACCUUCCACUGCUAUCGGCAACGGCCAUGCGACUUCACUGCGGCAACUACCCCCUGUUCCUCCUCUACCCAAUGGUCAUGCCUCAGUCGAUCAUGUUGUAAUGACCAAUGACAAAGGCAAGAUGAAGUCGGAACAUCCUGAUACCGAUGAACACCCUAAUGGAUGGGGUACGUUCCCUGAUGCGAACCAUAGUUCUGUCAGCACAUCCAGUAGCAGUAACGCCAGCUCGCAUUGGAAGCGAACAAGUAGGAAGCUGAGUCUCGCUGUGCCCCUCCUUCAUUUCGGCAGGAAGAAAGAGAAGGAUAAAGAUAAGGACCGAGACAGGGAUAAGGAAGGCAAGGGCGCUCCAAGCUCGUUCCCUCAUUUUUCUAUGCCCUCGAAACACUGAUCGUGUGUACAAUUUCAAGGCAGGAUGGACGGUUCUUUAUUUUUCUUUGUAACAUUUCAUCCGUGAGUAGGUGGGUGCCGGCGUAUGGCCAUCUAUCGUCCUUUGAUGUCGACCGUGUAUUGCUUUGUUUCGUUAGUCCCCGUCAGGGUGACUGAUACACUAAUCCAGUAUUCCUACUAUUACUACAUACCACAAAUGCAGUUGUAUAAUAUCAAUACCAUUACUCCUCAGCUCUUUAGGGCUAAUUCGAGACUACUUUGCGACUGUCGCUGAUAGCAGCUGCCAACUGUCUUCUAACCGCAACGUUAUAAAGAUACAUCUCACUGCAGGUAGUCUGGGACCAUAGACUCUUCUUAGGAAUCACCCAAUUUUUGUAUUCUUCCAUAAAUCUGGG